CCGGAAAUGUCUCAAAUUUAUUUAUUUACAUUACAUCAUAGGAUGAGCCAAUCGUUUUCCUGGUGCAUUCUUCGUUCUUUUUUAAUCUUAAACUUGGUGUCAUCGUCAUGUUUCAUGCAACUCAAUCCAAUGAAUCCAUUUCAAUCCAAGUACAGUGCCGGUCAAGCAAAUAUAGGACCACCACCCUCAAAUAAUGAAAAAUCAUCUCAACAGACAUAUCAGCCUUCUGCACAGCUUUCGCAACCUGUUCAGUCUCACGUUAAAAAUGAUUUCGGUGAUCCAAAGAGCGGUCAGAAUGAGAAAAAUUUGGAACUUCAACGAAUGGUGCAGCAAUUAUACAUGGCUCAAGCACAGGUUCAGCUAGAAGCUACAGAAAUACGUCGUGCUCAAAGUGUUGCAAGUGAGGCUCAAAAACGCUUAGAGGAAGCUUCCAAUAACGUCCGUGUUAUAACAACUGCACUUAGAUCAGCUCAGGAAACCAUAGCGACAACAGCCCAACACGCCCAGACCGCACAACUGCAACUUGCUGCCCACGAUCAGUUGUUAUUUACAGCUCGACAAAAGGUUGAUGCACUUUCGGCUCAAUUGGUUGGAUUACAGGCUGAAGUUGGUAUAUCCGGUGAUACAGCGAACAUAAAUCUUCCUGCUCUACUGGACAAACUCAAAGAGCCGUUGCAUCCAGACGACCAGCCUAAGCCACCGCCAUCACUACUCAAUUCGGUCGGAUCUUCAGCUUACACCGACAAUGGAAGCCGCAGCGUCAAGCAAUAUUCACCGAAUUGGAAUGACUACAAACAGUAUUCGUUCGAUCAACCAAAGAAUGUGGAGAAGGGCUUCAAGAAUCCGGCUACAAAAUUGAAACGAUCAAAUUUCGAUGAUCAACUGGAUCGAUUGAGUAACGACUAUAAUCCAUCUGAAAAGAUUAAAUCGCUUCUGGAUUGGAUACAUGAGGAGAAUAGGAAAGAUUUGUCCAUACGAUAAAGGGCUCCGAAGUUGCUAUGUAAGAACUUUGAAAAUCGAAUUUUAUAAAAUGAA
Messenger RNA from Bradysia coprophila, 1035 nucleotides. RefSeq lists its product as uncharacterized. NCBI's taxonomy places the organism in Eukaryota, Metazoa, Arthropoda, Insecta, Diptera, Sciaridae. The record is from RefSeq and is a predicted model, not a curated record.